GAAUUCUUGGCGCUCAUGAGUCUCACCUACCCAAUUAAUGCCUCAAAACUAAGUUUUGCUUUUUUACACACACUUGCAUGUGUGUUUCUGUGUGUAAUAUAUAUAAACUUAGUUCGUAUGUGUGGCUUUGUGUCUUACACGCUGUGGAUAUUUCAACUGAUGAAAUGAGGUGCAGUUGCUUUGGUGGUUCAUCAGGGAGCAGAGAAAAAGAUGAUGAAAUCGUUGUGUCUGGAAAUAUAAAGCAGCUGUCAUACAAAGAACUCAAAACAGCUACUGAUGAUUUUAAUCCAGAUAAUAAGAUUGGCCGAGGAGGUUUUGGUAUUGUUUACAAGGGAGUCCUCAGAAACGGAACACAAGUGGCUGUAAAAACACUUUCCACUGAAUCAAAGCAGGGUCUGCAUGAAUUUUUGACUGAGAUUGAGAUUAUAUCCAAUGUCAAACAUGUAAACCUUGUCAAGUUGAUUGGAUGCUGUGUUCAAGGAACAAAUCGGAUUUUGGUGUAUGAAUAUCUUGAGAACAACUCUCUUGAUACUGUUCUGUUAGGUUCAAACAGCAAGACCGUUAAAUUGAACUGGGAAAAAAGAUCUGCUAUCUGCAAGGGUACUGCAAGAGGUCUUGCAUAUCUUCAUGAAGAUAUCGUGCCACCUAUAGUGCAUAGAGAUAUCAAAGCUAGUAACGUUCUUCUUGAUAAAGACUUCACUCCAAAAAUUGGAGACUUUGGGUUGGCCAAACUUUUUCCAGACAAUAUCACUCACAUUACCACUGAAAUAAGAGGAACCACAGGUUAUUUGGCACCUGAGUAUAUGUUGGGCGGAAAGUUGACAAAAAAGGCAGAUAUUUUCAGCUUUGGGGUUCUCAUACUAGAGAUAGUAAGUGGCAGAAGCAGCGGAAAAGCAAGCUGGGGAGAAAUUCAGAAGCUCUUGUUGGAAUGGGCAAGGCAGCUCUACGAGGAGGGCCAACUCUUAGAGAUGGUAGAUCCUCAACUCGAAGGAUUUUCCGAGGACGAAGUCACUAGAUACAUAAAAAUAGCUCUUUUCUGUACACAACCAACAGCAAGCAGGAGGCCGAUGAUGAGCCAGGUUGUUGACAUGCUCUCAAGAAACACACGUCUCAAUGAGAAGGAACUCAAGGUAGCGGGCUAGUCGCCUAGUCCCAGUAGAAAGGGGCUUUCAUGUCAUAACCUCUAUUACUACUGGAUGAGCUUUGUCACCGAGUUUCCAGGAGAUUAAAGUUAAGGUUCUUCCAAAAAGUUGAUGGCAUCUUCAUACUGGACAAGAGAAGAAUUUUAUGUGAUUAUUAUUUUUUAUUAUAA
Messenger RNA from Daucus carota subsp. sativus, 1312 nucleotides. Its product is annotated as cold-responsive protein kinase 1. The record is from RefSeq and is a predicted model, not a curated record. The coding region runs from base 78 to 1142 and encodes 354 amino acids. Gene Ontology annotation, molecular function: protein serine/threonine kinase activity; ATP binding. Gene Ontology annotation, biological process: protein phosphorylation. Lineage: Eukaryota; Viridiplantae; Streptophyta; Magnoliopsida; Apiales; Apiaceae. The transcript is spliced from 5 exons.